Messenger RNA from Clarias gariepinus (North African catfish), 1227 nucleotides. It is a transcript of the gene rbfa, whose product is annotated as ribosome binding factor A. The transcript has 7 exons. Gene Ontology annotation, biological process: rRNA processing. The record is from RefSeq and is a predicted model, not a curated record. The coding region runs from base 144 to 1145 and encodes 333 amino acids. Lineage: Eukaryota; Metazoa; Chordata; Actinopteri; Siluriformes; Clariidae.
GGUUACAGCCUCUCACAUCCGCGCUGAUACUAUUAACCAAUCCCAGCACAGGAGGCGGGAUUUACUACUUUUUUUUUUCUUCUAGCUUAGCUUGUUUAGCCUUCUCCUGUAAUAUUCAAGUUUGGCGCGAGUAACACUGGAUCAUGUUCGCGCUACACGGUCGGCACUGGAUUCAGAGAUGUUUGUUAUCCCGACCUGGAGUGAGCACAAUGCGGAAACUGAACCCAGAGACUCAAACCAUGUCCUUGAGGUGUGAGUGUCUCGGAGUAACACAGCUCCACACGUCUGUGUGUCAGUGUAGAGACCAACUGAAGAAGAUGUUGAGUGACAGGAGGAAGAAGAGGUGGUAUGAAACUCCUCAGUCUGUACUCACAGGUCAGUCUGGAUUUAUGAAACCAGCCAAGAAAAGAAGCAUGGAGGACAGUCUGCGAGUGAGAACCCUGAACACAAUCCUGUACAAAUCCAUCUCAGACCUGCUGUCAUCUCAUGAGCUUAAUGCACAGAUUCCCGGUUACAACGUGGAGAUCACUAAAGUUUCACUGCUGGGAGAUUACUCUGUGUGUCGAGUCUACUGGAAGACAAGUUUAUCCUCUGAUCGAGACGGUCAGAUUCAGCAAAUUUUGGACAAGUGUGCCCCACGGAUACGAUACCUUCUCAUCUCCCAGCAGAUCUUGGGCAGUGUUCCCCCUUUAGUUUUUGUGCUAGAUAAACAGCAUGCAGCUCUCAAAGAGGUGGAAAAUCUUCUAAAGAUAGCAGAUUAUGGCCCCACUGAUAACUCGGAGAAGAUUGUUCUUAAUGGGAACGAUGCUGAGACAAGAGUGCACGCAGUGGAGAAGAAGAGAGUGGUGUUUGGAAUCGAUCACGAUGCGCUUUACAAACAGAUCGAAGACUAUAAACAGAAGCCGAGAGACUCUAGCACACAGACCAGCAGCUCGACGUCUCUAACGCAAGAGCAGCUUGACAUGUUAGCAGAGAUCAGGAAGCAAAAGCUCAUAGAGAAAAAGAAACGCAAAGCGAAGAAGAUGAAAGACGACGACAUCACACCUAGAGAGUUUCUGCUCUUGAGGCAACUACAGAAAGAGCAGGAUGAGCAGUAUGAUGGCGAGCGGGGCGCAGAGGACGACGAGGCUUCGGAGCGGACAUGAUGAAAAGAAAGACUGAAUAGAGAAAUUUGGCUUGAUUUUUUAAGUACAAUUUGCUACAAAUAAAUUAUUUCAUGUUGUUUGA